Molecule: messenger RNA, 1773 nt
Organism: Metopolophium dirhodum (rose-grain aphid)
Lineage: Eukaryota; Metazoa; Arthropoda; Insecta; Hemiptera; Aphididae
Exons: 5
Coding region: 1-1773 (590 amino acids)
Source: RefSeq, a predicted model, not a curated record
AUGACCAUUGUUGCUUCUCAGUCUUUAUCAUUACAAUGUUUACGAAUUAUGAGAGAUAGACGUGAACAACAAGAUGUCAAAAUAGCAAAAGGAAUAGUAUCUAAAUUGGAAAUGAUGAAAGAAUUUAAAUCUAAUUUGGAACAGUUAGAGGGAUUAUUCCAAAACCUUGAUAGUAAAGUGAAAACAGACAAUAGCAGUGCAGUGGUCCAUAAAGUUGUUACAAUUCUUACCAAACGCAUCAAUAACUUGUGGAAUAAUAUAUUUUUACUUUUCACCAUCAAUGAUGAACUUGUACAAGAAUUCAUACACUUUACACAUACUCAUAGAACGCCUACAUUAAGUAAAUGCAAUAAUUAUAAUGUCAUAUACAAAAGAAUCAUUAGCAAAUUAGAGAUAAUUUCAACUCAAGAAGGUACAAUUUUUGAUUUUGCCUCUUCUGAUUUUAUCAAAAUUCUUCAAACAACAGCGUUUGUCGACAAAACAUUGAUGAUAAAAGAAUUAUUUCAAAAUAAAGAAUUCAAAAGAACAGUAAUCACAGCUCCCCGUAAAUAUGGAAAAUCAACAAAUCUAACUAUGCUUAAAUACUUCUUGGAAAUUCAGGUGGACUCUCUCGGAAAACCGAUUACAAAAGCAAAUGCUGAGAAACCAAUCACAGAUACCAGUAAUUUUAAUUUAUUUAAGGGUUUAAAUAUUAGCAAAGAAACUAAGAUAAUGAAUAAGCAUCUAGGGAAAUACCCAGUUUUGUAUGCACAUUUUAAAAUAAAAAAGCAUAUUAAAACCUAUACCUGUGUUAUUGAAGUGUGUAAAGAAGUAAUUCAUAAAGCUUUUCAAUCACAUAAAUAUUUACAAAUAAGUUCUAAAUUGGACAUUCAAGAGAAAAAAAUAUGUAAAUUGUGGUGCGAUGAUGAAAGUUACAAAAUGAUUAAGAAUAUAAAUGAUAUUUGUAUUGGUUUAAGGUCAUUGUGUAAAUUUUUAACAAAGCAUUAUAAUAAGCCAUGUUUUGUUCUAAUUGACGAACCCGACUUUUUAACAAAUGUUUCAAUAACACAGUCUUUGUUAGAAGAUUAUAAACGUAUUUCUUUUUUUAUAAGCCAAUGUUUAUUAUUUUUAACAAACGAAGAAUUUGUUGUUAGAGCAUUUGUGACUGGAAAAUCUAGUUAUGCUAUCCGUGGAAUAGUGCCUUCAUGUAUAGAAAUACAACCGUUCUCUGAGUUUCAUGAGUUCACUGAUUAUUAUGGAUUAACUAUAAACGAGUUGGAAUAUCUUUUCGAAAAACCGGAAUUUAAUGCUGUGACAGUGACAAUAAAUGAAGUAAAGGCUUAUUAUGGUUCAUAUAAUAAAAUUGAUCAACUUUCAAAAACGAAGAAGGAGAUAUAUUGCAUUUGGUCAAUUUUAAAUGUUUUAAAAUGUAAAAGACUUGACAACUUUUGGCGGGACUUUGGAACUAUUUUUUGUAACUUUUCGAAUCCAACUAUUAAAGACUCAAUGCAACAGUUAUUAGUUAAUGAACCUAAUAUGGCUCUGGUAUACGAUAGAACAAAACCAAAAACUUAUCAAGUUACUCCUCCAAUUAUUGCAGCAACUGGAACCCCUACUGAGAACUCAUUAGAUUAUUUUUUCAAUCUCUUGUUGGAGAUAGGCUAUUUAACCUAUGCUUCAGCUGUAGUACAAGCCUUAGACCUGCCUAAUAAUACAAACACCUGUAUAUAUGUAAAAAUACCAAAUGAGGAGGUUAGACAAGAUAUUAAAAAGAAAAUAUCAUUGCUCUCUUAA